Colletotrichum orchidophilum is the source of this 1440-nucleotide messenger RNA. Its product is annotated as alternative sulfate transporter. The transcript has 12 exons. Gene Ontology annotation, cellular component: membrane. Lineage: Eukaryota; Fungi; Ascomycota; Sordariomycetes; Glomerellales; Glomerellaceae. Gene Ontology annotation, molecular function: transmembrane transporter activity. Gene Ontology annotation, biological process: transmembrane transport. The record is from RefSeq and is a predicted model, not a curated record. Bases 1 to 1440 code for a protein of 479 amino acids.
AUGAUAACCGCGGUAGAUGAGAAGCACAUCAAGGCGGUGGCCGAGUGCCCAGAAAAUCACAGCGAUGGCGAACACCCCGAAAUCGAUUGGACGCCGGAGGAAGAGCGGCAGCUGGUGCGAAAAGUCGACUUCCUCAUCAUGCCACUGUUGAUCCUCGCCUUCUUUGCCCUACAGCUCGACCGUGGCAACAUUGGUAAUGCCUUAACGGACUAUUUCCUCAAGGAUAUUGGUAUAACACAGAACCAAUUCAACGUUGGCCAACAGCUGUUAUCGGCAGGCAUAGUCAUUCUUGAAAUUCCUAGCAACCUCGUUUUAUACCGCAUUGGACCAACGCUCUGGAUUGGAGGACAGAUCGUGGCCUGGGGCUUGGUCGCGACCUUCCAGGCUUUCCAAAAAGGGCUGGGCGCAUACAUGGCGACUCGAAUACUUCUAGGCCUUUGUGAGGCAGGAUUCAUUCCUGCAGCUCUCUUCACCAUGACGCGGUGGUACAAGAGGGACGAAACGAGCCAGAGGUUCUCGUGGUUCUUUAUCGGCAAUAUGCUAGCUGGCGCCUGCUCAGGCCUCAUUGCGUACGGAAUCUUACAUAUGAGAGGCAUUGCUGGACUUGCUGGGUGGCAAUGGCUCUUCCUGCUUGAGGGGAUUUUCACAGUCUUGGUCGGUAUCGCCUUCUUUGUUUGCUUUCCCUACCAAGUCAACAACCCAGUUUCAAUGUUUGGCUUCCGCUACUUCUCGGAGCGGGAGACUGAAAUCCUCUACAAGAGAGUCAUGAUCGAUGACCCUUCCAAGGCUCAAUCAAAGCGCUCGGUCAGCUGGCCAGAGCUGAGAUCAGCGUUAACUAAUUGGAGACUGAUUCCGCAUGUUAUCUUCACUAUUGCUGCUCUGGCGCCAUCCUCUACUCUAUCAUCUUAUGCUCCCUCUCUCGUGAGCUCCAUGGGGUUUGAGAGAUUAGCAUCCAAUGCCUUGGUUUCAGUUGGCGCCUGGCUCCUUAUACCCAUCAACCUACUAUGGGGUUUUGCUGCCGAUAAAAUGAGAGUUCGUGGCCCAUGGGUGUUCUUAGGCCUGUUGAUAUUCUGGGGCUUCAAUCUUGGCAACUACCUGCUGAUAGAUGCUGGCCGCAAUUCGAGGUUUGCUAUGUUGACCCUCUCAACAGCUUUUUCAUUCCCUUGGCAUCCCGUUAACGGAGCGUGGGUUUCUGCCAACGCCAAGUCCGCCGGUGAACGGUCUAUCACAAUGGCUAUCCUGAUCAUGGCGGCGAACUGUUCGGGCAUUGUUGGCAAGCAGCUAUUUAGGGAAGAGGAUGCACCAAAGUAUCGCAACGGAUGGACCGUUAUUACAGGCCUCACUACUGCCGCCGCGGCUUGUGGUAUUUGGGCCAACGUGCAGUACUACAUUCUCAACAAACGCAAGCUGAAUCGAAUGGGGCUCUAUUAUCAGUACUGA